AUGUCGUUUCUCAGAGCACUCUGGAGAAAUUCCUUUCAGGUGGUGAAACAGACUAACGACCAGUUCGACUUUGACGCUCCGUUUAGUGAGCUCGGUUUUCUUGGUGUUCCACAUCGCUCCAGUUGCACUCUGAAACCUACCUCAUCGUGCCUGGUGAACCUCACGGAAUGGCCACCAUUCAUCGUAACUUUGGACGAAGUGGAGCUGGUACACUUCGAGCGUGUUUCUUUCCAACUGAAGAAUUUCGAUAUGGUUUUCAUAUUCAAAGAUUACAGUCGUAAAACUCAGAUGGUGCAGCAAAUUCCGAUGAGUAGUCUAGAUAGCGUAAAGGAAUGGCUGAAUACCAGUGAUUUGCGUUAUACUGAAGGAAUACAGUCUUUGAACUGGCCGAAGAUUAUGAAGACAAUUACGGAUGAUCCGGAAGAAUUCUUUGAAACUGGAGGAUGGAAUUUCCUUGCUAACGAUUCGGAUGCUGAUGCUGAGCCAGAGGUAAGCUAG
This is a messenger RNA of Cooperia oncophora, 498 nucleotides long. The record is from the annotation of a GenBank genome assembly. Lineage: Eukaryota; Metazoa; Nematoda; Chromadorea; Rhabditida; Trichostrongylidae.